CUUAUAAUAACCCUGAUACGGUCAUGUACUUCAUAGGUGCCUUAACGAACCAAACAGCGGAGUGAGAUAGCGCGAUCAGAUAUUCCUGCUUGCUCUGUUGUGGCGACUCACAGCAUGUUUGGUGGCUGGGGAGAGCGAACAACGCAGGUGGCUAAUGGGCUGUUUUUCCGUUCCAGUGGAGCAUGACCGCGAGUUUCACCAUCAGCGCUGCCACUACCGCGAGUUCAGGUUUGAUCUCUCCAGAAUCCCGGAGGGGGAAGCGGUGACCGCUGCCGAGUUCAGGAUAUAUAAGGACUACAUCCGCGAGCGCUUUGAUAACGAGACGUUCCAGAUUAGCGUCUACCAGGUACUCCAGGAGCACCCGGGAAGGGAUUCAGAUUUGUUCCUGCUUGACUCUCGAACGAUCUGGGCUGCAGAAGAAGGCUGGCUCGUGUUUGAUAUUACUGCAACCAGUAAUCACUGGGUGGUGAAUCCACAGCACAACCUCGGCCUGCAGCUCUCCGUGGAAAGCAUAGAUGGACAAAGCAUCAAUCCCAAACUGGCCGGUCUCAUCGGGAGGCACGGCCCGCAGAACAAGCAGCCCUUCACGGUCGCGUUCUUCAAAGCCACGGAGGUUCAUCUCCGCAGCGUCCGCUCCACCGGCGGCAAGCAGCGGAGCCAGAAUCGAUCGAAAACGCCAAAGAACCAGGAAGCUUUCCGGGUCUCCAACAUGGCAGAGAACAGCAGCAGCGACCAGAGGCAAGCCUGCAAGAAGCACGAGCUCUACGUCAGCUUCAGGGACCUGGGGUGGCAGGACUGGAUCAUCGCUCCAGAAGGCUACGCUGCGUAUUACUGUGAAGGAGAAUGUGCUUUCCCGUUGAAUUCAUACAUGAAUGCUACAAAUCAUGCCAUUGUACAGACACUGGUUCACUUUAUAAACCCGGAGACUGUGCCGAAACCCUGCUGUGCUCCUACACAACUCAAUGCCAUCUCAGUGCUCUAUUUUGAUGACAGCUCCAAUGUUAUCUUAAAAAAAUACAGGAACAUGGUGGUACGAGCAUGUGGCUGUCAUUAGAUUUGCAGAAAAGGAAAAAAAAAGUUAUUUGUAAAGAAUGGUUUUUUUGUAUGGAUAGGUGGGGAAGGGGAAAAAAGGUUAGAACUCCAGCAGUGGACUUAAGAACUCCCAAGCAGUUUUUAGGACCCGGUUUCUGAAGGUUCAGACAAUGGAACAGUUUCUGGAUCUAAGUGGCAUCUGAACACAUUUUGUUUUAGUUUAUUAUAGACAAUGAGCUUGUAAACGGAAACAAGCCAGAGAAACCAUUCAAAACCAAAUCUGCCUUAAAAAUUGGCUCCUACAAUACAUGUGCAAACGAGUCUUACUGAAGAUUGCAAACUCAGUGCUCAUUGUGAAUUAGAAAUAAUAAUCUAUCCAAGGUGAGAAUGUGGUGUGACUAAUAAGCAUGUGUAGCUCCUGUACCACACUAUUUGCAAUAAAAUAAGUGAACAAAA
This is a messenger RNA of Struthio camelus australis, 1488 nucleotides long. Lineage: Eukaryota; Metazoa; Chordata; Aves; Struthioniformes; Struthionidae. The record is from RefSeq and is a predicted model, not a curated record.